AUGCCCCCCCAGAAGAUAGACGUCCACUCGCACUUCCUCCCGCCCUUCUACCGCACCGCGCUCGCGACCCACGGCCACACGCAUCCCGACGGCAUGCCCGCGAUCCCCGCGUGGUCGCCCACCUCGCACCUAGAAAUGAUGCGCCUGGCCAACAUCUCCAAGUCGAUCCUGUCCAUCUCGUCGCCGGGGACCUCACUGACCCCCUCUGACCCCGCGCUCACGCGCUCGUUGACGCGCGAGUGCAACGCGUACGCGGCAGCCCUCAAGCGCGAAUAUCCAGACAAAUUCGGGUUCUGGGCGUCGCUGCCGUUGCCGGAUAUCGAGGCGUCGUUGAGGGAGAUUGAGGACGCGGUGGCGGAGGGCGCGGAUGGGUUUGCGCUGCUGACGAACUAUCAUGGGGUGUAUCUGGGCGAUGUGGUGUUUGAGCGGGUGUUUAAGCGGCUGGAGGAGCUGGGCGCGGUGGUGUUUGUGCACCCUACGACGCCGUGUGUGCUGCAUGGUGGGUGUGCGAGCGGGGAAGCGAAGAGAACCCCCGCAACCCCCCUAUCCACCCACUACCCCACCCCCGUCUUCGAAUUCCUCUUCGACACCGCCCGCGCCAUCCUGCACCUCCUCGGCAGCCCCACGCUCCCGCAGUGCCCGCACCUCCGCUUCAUCGUGCCACACGCAGGCGGCGCCCUACCACCCCUCCUAACACGGUACGUGCAGUUCUCGGCCGUAGUGCCGGGGCGCGCGCCACUCGACGCAGCCGCCGUGCGGAGCGCGCUUGACACACAGUUCUACUUCGACCUAGCGGGUUUCGUGUUUGAGGGGGAGCAGGGCGGGGGCGGGCAGCUCAAGGCGCUGGUGGAGGGGUGGGGGGUCGGGAGUGGGCGGUUGUUGUAUGGUAGUGAUUUUCCGUUUACGCAGACGGAGUUUGUGGAUAUGUUUGCGCGGCGGAUGGGGGAGGGGUUGGGGCAUUUGUUUGGGGAGGAGGAGAUUGGGGCGGUUUAUGAGGGGAAUGCGGUGGGGUUGUUGGGGAGGGGGAUGGGGGAGGGGGUGUGA
Molecule: messenger RNA, 1044 nt
Organism: Boeremia exigua
Lineage: Eukaryota; Fungi; Ascomycota; Dothideomycetes; Pleosporales; Didymellaceae
Exons: 2
Coding region: 1-1044 (347 amino acids)
Biological process (GO): secondary metabolic process
Cellular component (GO): cytosol; cytoplasm
Molecular function (GO): carboxy-lyase activity; hydrolase activity
Source: RefSeq, a predicted model, not a curated record